Messenger RNA from Arachis duranensis, 696 nucleotides. RefSeq names its product leucine-rich repeat extensin-like protein 3. The transcript has a single exon. The record is from RefSeq and is a predicted model, not a curated record. The coding region runs from base 1 to 696 and encodes 231 amino acids. NCBI's taxonomy places the organism in Eukaryota, Viridiplantae, Streptophyta, Magnoliopsida, Fabales, Fabaceae.
AUGGAAUUCAUCAAAACGCCUUUGCUAUCUUUAUUCAUUGUUCUUGCUUUGUUAGCCAAAGUAACAUUUGAAGACAAAGUUGAUGAUGAUGAUGAGGGUUUAAAUCUAUAUUGCAUUAGUGAAUGUGCCACGUGUCCAACAAUAUGUUCACCGCCUCCAUCUCUUGCUACAUCAAAUUCAAACCAUAAUAAUAAUCCUACAACAUCCCCCUCAAAUAAUUCAAAUAAUAAUAAUAAUCCUUUACCACCACCAAUUCAAACAUCAAAUCCAAACCUUCCACCACCACCACCACCACUUUUAACAUCAUACCCACCACCACCACCUUCUCUAAUCAUAACAUCAAACCCUCCUCCACCACCACUUCUAACAUCAUUUCCUCCACCAACAAUUCCAAAAAUACCCUUUGCUCCACAUCAACCUUCUUUCAACUAUCCACCACCCUCGCAAUCGCAACCGUUGCCUCAGCCUCCUCCUUCUCCUUCUCCUCCUCCGCCGCCGCCGCCAAAGAACCCUUCUUCUCCUUCAUCAUCAGGCUCAUCAGGAGGACAACCUAAUGUAAUUUCUGGGCCACAUGACUACCCAUAUCCUUAUUACUAUUAUUAUUCCUCAAAUGCAGCAUAUUCUUCUCAUUAUUAUGUUCAUCAUGCCAUGAACUCACUCCUUCUGGUUUUGUUCCUUCUUUCAUUUCAUAUAUAG